UCUACUUUUUUCUUUUUUGUAUCACACUUAACUUGCAUGUGCUUCAUUAUGCAUAUGCGUAUAUGUAGACAUGUGUGUGCGAAAUCUAUGGUGGGUUUAUUCUUUUGCUACGACUGCGUCACCUACUGACACGUGCCAUUGUCCUCAACUGCCAUGAUCACUCCUCACUCUUUUUUUCACUUUCAUUUGCAUCGAUCUCCCUGCAUUUCUAACGCCAUUCCAAAUUCUUCAUCUCGCACCAACGAGUGUAUAUCAGAAGGUGCUCUCUGGCGAAUUUUGAAGAAGUUAUAUAUCGUUUUGCCAUGCGGGGAAGGCAACGGGUAGCAUCCAAGGAUCACAUACUUGGCCAGGAUAAAGAUGAAAAUUUAGCUUCAGUGCGUAUACAGAAUGCCAAACCAUGUUGGUGGCACUCUUUUCGGCAUGUACUAGUGGCUUCUCUUUCUUCCUUCUUGUAUGGAUACCAUAUUGGAGUAGUGAAUGAAACAUUAGAGAGCAUUUCUAUAGAUCUUGGAUUUAGUGGGAAUACAAUAGCAGAAGGUCUUGUAGUAAGUGUAUGUUUAGGAGGUGCUUUUGUUGGAUCUCUGUUCAGUGGAUGGAUGGCAGAUGGUGUUGGGCGUAAAAGAAGUUUCCAGUUGUGUGCUUUACCUAUGAUAAUUGGGGCUGGGAUGAGUGCAACAGCAAAAACUCUGUGGGGCAUGCUUCUGGGAAGGUUAUUUGUUGGUACUGGAAUGGGACUUGGCCCACCUGUUGUAGCUCUUUAUGUGGCUGAGGUCUCACCUCCAGCUGUUCGAGGUGCUUAUGGAGCCUUAACCCAAAUUGCAACAUGUCUUGGACUCAUGGGCUCUUUCUUUAUUGGAAUCCCAUCAAAGGAAAUAGUUGGUUGGUGGCGAAUUUGUUUCUGGGUAUCUGUCGUCCCUUCUGCAAUGCUUGCUCUUUUUAUGGAGAUCUGUGCAGAGAGUCCUCAUUGGCUUUUCAAGAUAGGAAGAACCACUGAAGCUGAAGCUGAGUUUGAGAAGCUGUUGGGAGGAGUACAUGUGAAAUCUGCAAUGGUUGAACUGUCAAAGGCUGACAAAGGUGAUGCAUCUGAUACAGUCACACUUUCAGAUUUAAUUUGUGGCCGCUAUUUCAGAGUGAUGUUCAUUGGCUGUGCGCUUUUUGGGUUGCAGCAGCUAUCCGGCAUAAAUGCUGUUUUUUACUUCUCUUCAACUGUCUUUGAAAGUUUUGGUGUGCCAUCUGAUAUUGCAAACGCGUGUGUAGGAAUCUGCAAUUUAGUGGGGUCUGUUAUUGCAAUGAUUCUCAUGGAUAAACUUGGAAGGAAAUUGCUUCUCCUGGGUAGCUUUCUGGGCAUGGUAGGAAGAAAAAUGAAAGUUGUCCCUUUGUUGAAUGAAUCUCUUCUAAACUUGAAUAUCACUUGAACAAAAUUUCAUAAGACAUGUUUUUAGAAAAUUCAAAUUAAACUGUAGCCGUCUACUAUUCAGUAAUUACUUUAACUAUUAAUUUAUUGGAUUCCACAUGAAUUAACUUCCACGAGAAUUAGGAAGGCACCAUAUCCAUUCAGCUUCCAAACAAUACUUUUGGACACCAAAUUGCUAAGUUUCAAAGCCAUGCAACAUAACUCCCAUUUGAAGGUCUGUAAAAAUGGACAGA
Molecule: messenger RNA, 1647 nt
Organism: Vigna umbellata (rice bean)
Lineage: Eukaryota; Viridiplantae; Streptophyta; Magnoliopsida; Fabales; Fabaceae
Source: RefSeq, a predicted model, not a curated record